AUGUUACACUUUUCAUUUGUGUUGUCGCUGAAUCGCUUCGUAGCCAUAGUUUUACCGAAAUUCAAUGCAUUUUUCGAAUCAGGAAAGCUGUACUUCUUAUUCCUCUUCGUAUGGUUGACAGCUUUCGCAAUUUCAUCUGCAAAUUUUUAUUACUGCACGAGAAAUUUCGAAGUUUCAACCUUAUAUUGGGUGCAUGAUUGCACAAAACAAUCUGGUGGAAAACUUUUUUUUAAUUUUAUCAAAAUUUGGGCAAUAUUUCUAUCUGUUACAAUGCUUGCAAUGUACUCAGCAAUCAUUCGCAAUAUACGCCAUCGUUUUGCAUCAAUUAAUAACGAAACACAAAGUUGGUGA
Molecule: messenger RNA, 351 nt
Organism: Brugia pahangi
Lineage: Eukaryota; Metazoa; Nematoda; Chromadorea; Rhabditida; Onchocercidae
Source: the annotation of a GenBank genome assembly